AUGGCUUCAUUAGCAUUUACAAAAUGGCCUGAUCCACUUUCUCGACAAUUCUAUGAAAAUAAAAUUGUUCUCGAUCUUAUUAAAGAUAUGAUGCGUCUUGUUAUGGAUGAACUUACAUCUUCAUAUAAUUAUUCAUGUUCAGUUCAAUCAAAUAUAUCUAAUGCUAUGUUUAUUGCUUGUACACAUGAUGGUUAUGUAUUACGCGAUGGUAUUCCACAUAUGAAUGGGGUGGGUGUGUGGGUGUGGGUGUGAGGUGUGGAUGUGGAUAUGGCUAGAGUGUGGGUGUCAUUUCCCUCUUUAUUCACACCCACAGCCACACCCUAGUUGCACUGAUUUCCAGUGAAUUGAUAGGACUAAUAUAAAACUGUUCCAUUUGAAUGACACACAGGAAAGAUUGUAUUUCAAACUUGAUAUGCUCAAUUGUAUCAAUGUUCAGUUACAUACAGAUAUAGUGCUUUCAUACAAGAUAAUGUUCUUUUAGAAUCAUACAUUAUAGAAGUUCAUAUAGUUUUUACUACGAAGCUGCGAGUCUGGAUACAACAAAAGUGGAUCUUCAACUACUAACUUUCAAUUGAUACAAUUAUAUUUUGCAUAAUUACCAUUUUUGUGAUCUUUUAUUGACAAAAAAAGAACGAAAAUUUUAACAUUUCCUUUUUAUUAGAAAAAAAGAGGGACUCUUAAUACGUUCAAGAAAUAUGAAUCCUUCCAUCUUAACAUAGGAUUCGUCUGCAUUCUGUUCGCUUCCGUUUCCAUGAUAUAUACAUAUAUCAUUUCAUAUUGAAUUUCAUUUCUUUAAAUAUGAUUUAGGAAGACUAAGUGAAGUGUACUGAUAACAACAGCUAUCAUCGAUGUGAUAAUACAACUGAAAGUAUAUCACUAUUCAAUAUAUGCUUAUACACAUUUUAUCAAAAUCUUCAUCAUUCCAUUUUGAACUGUGUAGUAAUGAGAAUUUCGUAUAUUUUUCGAUGUAAUCAUAUUAGACGUUCCACGAACACUGAAUGCGCAAUAAGUGGUCACAGAAUAAUCCGCAAUAUCAGGAUUGUGUACAUACCAAGGGGGAAACGACUGACUUUGGGCGUUUUUGACUUUUUUGACUUAAGGGUGUGAGUGUGGGUGUGUUUUACUUGUUUCACUCACACCCACACCCACACCCUUCAUCAUUUUCACUCAUUGUCUCAUUGAUUAUCUCGUCUUCGUCUAAUCCAUGAUCGAGAGUAGUUUCAACGUCAAAACUGUACGAAUGACUGUUUACUAUCGGUUCAAGCACAUCGUAUAACAAAUCCGUCAUUUCGCACUCACGAUUUCUGGUAGUAGUAGCACUUGAAGUGGUUGAAAGAACUUGAGAACGUAAGUUUAAAGCUCGAUCAACGAGAAUCUUCACAACGUUCGAUGGAUCUAUCAUUUGAAGUACCGUGAGAUUGAAAUCAAUUACUUUAUUACGUCGCACUAAUAUCUUGUGAAAAAUAAAAUGAGAAGAAGAAUGUCUGUAUGCUAUUCAGCACGCCGAAAAGGAAACAACAGGAUAGUAUAACUGGAAGAACAUCGAAGAAAGAAUGUGAAUACAUAACAUUUAUUAUCUGAACGAGAUGGCAUGCUGAUGGAAAAAGAGAAGCGCAACAACGUCGAUAUUGUAUUAGUGUCGUCCAUCCAUCAAGGAUUACCAUGGUUUGAAAUGGCACCAGAAAUCAAAUGAGAAUUUUUAUCUGUUCUUUGGACUUGUAAACAGAGAAUAUAUUCUUUAUAAAAAGACUUCAAUCUGUCUCUAAAUUGGUAUCACGUCGUAUAAAUAUGGUAACAAACAGGAGAAAAGUUUCAUCUUUUGACUUUUCGCCGUUCUCAAAAAAAGACAAUCAUUGAUUAUUUCAUUUUCGUUUACUUAUACGAUCUCUUGAAAGUUCAAUAUCUUGGCCAGAAAGGUUUGAUGGCCCAAAUCCUUUUGAGCUUUUUCGUACUUCAUCAAGAUCUAUUUGUAGCCAAAAGAUGAGCUCUAAACUCGUUGGACACCUCGGAAGGUUCCCUCGUGAGUUGUACGGCUUUCCAUUUUUGACCAUUUUGGCUGAGAAAAAUAAAAAAUUGGUCCUAACUUUUCAAGAAAGAGCUCUCAGCUCAAAUCCUUUUAGGCUUUCUGCUAUCUCGAUGUCCUCUAUCAAACGGCGUAUGAAUGAAGGGAAUCGACGUUGGACAUCUCGGGCGGUUCUCUCGUCAGAAUACUUUGAAACACUUGUGGACUCGAAGUACGCUGCUUUAGUGUAUGAGUGUUGGUGCGAGUAUGAGUGUAGGUGUGUUUAAAGUGAAGAUCCACACUCACACCUACAUCUACAUCCUCGAUGUUAAACAAGUCCAACAAUAAUUUAAAUAAAUAUGAAUACGAUUACAAACAAUAUCUUGCUACCAAAUAGAAAUAUUUCAUUUUCAUCCAGUUGUACAAACAAGUUUCAAUGUGUGUUUUUAUAAGUCUCUUCUCAAUCCAUGUAUUGAAUUACUGGCUUCCGAUUCAUCCUAUAUUUCCUAUAAUACCUAUAUUC
This is a messenger RNA of Rotaria sordida, 2525 nucleotides long. The record is from the annotation of a GenBank genome assembly. NCBI's taxonomy places the organism in Eukaryota, Metazoa, Rotifera, Eurotatoria, Philodinida, Philodinidae.